Vitrella brassicaformis is the source of this 1265-nucleotide messenger RNA. NCBI's taxonomy places the organism in Eukaryota, Vitrellaceae. The record is from the annotation of a GenBank genome assembly.
AGGGCCAGAUCGAAACUGGCACUCAAAUCUUGGUUAUGGUGGGGGUCAUUGCCCGUACAAUGUAACUGUGGAAGAAACGCGAAGAUCCUCGGGCACUCGAUACAUAUCAUGUCUCUAUGUUGUCGUGCAGAUGCAAAUGCGCAUCACUCCACUACACGUAAAAAAUGCGGACUUUCGAUUGCGAGAUAAGGUUGGGACCAUCGAAGAACUCUGUCUCGAUCAAAAUGUUGCCGCUGUACAAGUUUGCAAUGAAACAACCAAAAAGUGCAAAAUCCAUGUCGUCAUGCCCACCUGAGAGUUUCAGCAGGAAUCAUCUCUGAUUGUUCUGCAUUGUAAAGGAGAGGAGACAGGGCUGGGAGCCUAGAUAAAUCCUUCACUUCUGUACUACGGACCUGCCGCUUCAAUUGUCUGUUCCCACGAGUUGGUAGAGCCCGGAAUGACAAACCCAAAAUCGAAACACCACUCUACAAAGGAGCGAAUGGGAGGCAUGUCAAAAACCAUCCUCAACGUGCUUCCUACCUUCAAGUAGAUCGCCGUCAAAGAGAAUGUUCUGCUUCAUUCGGAGCGCUUUCUGUGAAGGAGACCAGGCGGACAAAUCUGCGCACCUGUCAUUGCAUCAUGAGAUGUACCAUGCUUUCCCGCGAAGAGAAGCUGAUCUCGCGAGCCACUACCUGGAAUGGGAAAGCGCCCCUGACUGCGAGUGAAUCCUGUGCCAUGCUAUCCGUACGCGACAAUUGAGAAUUGCCUUCGGUAUCCGAGCUGCAUGUCACGAGGAACACAUUGUGUAUGCAAGCCAAGCCAGUAUCAGCCCCACCAGACGUUUCGGAUCUCCGAUGGUCCCUGGCGACAUGAGAGUUUGAUUUAUGCAACAGGCCCGCAAACGUGCUUACCAUUCUCCGCAGUGCCAGAGGACCUCACCAGUCUCGGCGUUCUUCAUCUUCAUCUCAUUUCUGUGCACACCAGAAUGAAAGGCAGCUGUCUACCUCCUCUCUCUCCCUUACAUUCUGAACCCCUCUCUCGCGGCCUUCGCAUGCUUCCAUUCUGGAAGGGGGGCUGAAGAUGACGGGUUCCCCUUCCCCUUCGUUGGUGCCUUGGCAGCCUUCUUGGCGCUUGCGGGAUACAUGUGGGAGAGGGUGGGGGACGGACCACAAAGCUCGCACGUUUCAAAUUGUUGAGAAUGGGAGCGUAAGGAUGGUACGUCCGGUCGCGGACGUACGUGCAGCGGAGCACACACACCAGGCAGAGGCGCAGUAGCGCACUCUGCC